Molecule: messenger RNA, 9853 nt
Organism: Epinephelus fuscoguttatus (brown-marbled grouper)
Lineage: Eukaryota; Metazoa; Chordata; Actinopteri; Perciformes; Serranidae
Gene: tada2b
Product: transcriptional adaptor 2B
Exons: 2
Coding region: 61-1542 (493 amino acids)
Biological process (GO): regulation of transcription by RNA polymerase II; chromatin remodeling
Cellular component (GO): SAGA-type complex; nucleus
Molecular function (GO): chromatin binding; transcription coactivator activity; zinc ion binding
Source: RefSeq, a predicted model, not a curated record
GCUCGUACUACGCAUGCGCGCAGUUCUGCCUCCAACAACAAGAAGCAGGAGCCAGACAACAUGGCCGACCUGGGAAAGAAGUACUGUGUUAACUGCCUUGCAGACGUUACAAACCUGCGGCUUCGCUGCACCGACUGCCCCGAUAUCGAACUGUGUCCGGAGUGUUUCUCGGCGGGCGCAGAAAUCGGUAAUCACCGGAGAUGGCACGGCUACCAGCAGGUCGACGGCGGUCGCUUCUCGCUCUGGGGUUCCGAGGCAGAGGGAGGCUGGACCAGCAGGGAAGAGCAGUCGCUACUCGAUGCCAUCGAACAAUAUGGAUUUGGAAACUGGGAGGACAUGGCUGCUCACGUUGGAGCAUCCCGAACUCCUCAGGAAGUUAUGGAACACUAUGUCACCAUGUACAUUCACGGAAACCUGGGUAAGGCCUGCAUCCCCGACAACAUUCCCAACCGGGUGACGGACCACACUUGCCCGAGCGGGGGCCCUCUGUCACCUAGCCUCACCACCCCGCUCCCUCCGCUGGAUAUCAGCCUGGCUGAGCAGCAGCAGCUGGGCUACAUGCCACUACGUGACGACUAUGAGAUUGAAUAUGACCAGGAUGCAGAGAAGCUCAUCAGUGGGCUGUCUGUGAACUAUGACGAUGAGGAUGUGGAAAUUGAAAUGAAACGUGCCCAUGUGGACAUGUAUGUGCGCAAGCUCAGAGAACGCCAGCGACGUAAGAACAUUGCCCGGGACUAUAACUUGGUGCCUGCUUUCCUGGGCCGAGACAAAAAAGACAAGGAGAAGGAGAGACCUGGAGUGCUGGGAGUCAUAAGCAGUGCUGGUGGUGUGGGUGGUGCAGGAGCUGGCGGCGGCACUAUUGGUUUAGGUUCCACAGCAGGAGCAGGAUCAGGUCCUGUUACCAGUACGCCCAAAAGAAAGAUCACUAAAGAAGAGAAAGAGCAGCGGGUCAGACUGCGGGGGCUCUGUCAGUUCAUGGCCCAUCGGGAGUUUGAAGACUUCUUUGAGAACAUGCAUAAAGAGCGUGUGUUAAGGGCCAAGGUGCGUGAGCUGCAGCGCUAUCGCCGCAAUGGCAUCACCCGCCUGGAAGAGUCUGCUGAAUAUGAAGCGGCCCGCCACAAACGGGAGAAACGCAAGGAGAACAAAAGUGUGGUCACCUCAAAACGGGGCAGUGGAGGAGGGGGUGGGCUUGGCUCUGGGAUGGGAGGGGGGGUUGGAGCUGUUGGAGGAGGAGGCAUUGCUGGAGGGUUGGGGGUCGGAGGUGGGAUCAAAGAAGAAGGAAAAGAUGGUGAGUUUGCUGCCAUCGAGAAUCUGACGGGCUUUGAGCUGCUGUCAGACAGGGAGAAGGUGCUGUGCAACUCUCUGAACCUCAGCCCAGCACGCUACCUGACUGUCAAAACCAUCAUCAUCAAAGAUCACCUGCAGAAAAGGCAAGGCAUUCCGGCCAAGAGCCGGCUGCCAAGCUACCUGGACAAGGUCCUCAAAAAGCGCAUUCUCACCUUCCUCACGGAAAGUGGCUGGAUAUCCCGAGAUGCCUUGUAGUGAUCUGUAUUUGGUCAGGAAGUUAAGCUUCAUAGGCAGACAAAACUACUGGCUUUUUUCAAUAGUGACGUUGUAAAUAUGUACAUUGUAAAGAAAGACAAUGCAUCACUGGAUAAAAAGUCUAUUUUUAUACCAGGGCUCGAAACAAAAAUAAGCCUAUAUUUUUACAUUUGGAAAGGGACAGGAGUGAAAAACAACUCUGUGGGUUCACAUUACUUUGUAUCAAUCUUGUUACGUUAUGAAUGAGAACUACAAUGCUAACUAGUAGUACAUAGUUGCAGAGAUAUUUUAGUGUUCUUGAUUCAUUGAAAAUUUAAAAUCCUGACAUCAACAGGCCAAAGGCUGUUGCAUGCUGAAAAGAAGGGUAAAUGAGAACAUUAUUGUUCCUGGAAAUGUAUGAGAGUUGUGACUUCUGGAUGAAUGCUUGUCACUGAUGGGUGACAAAAAUAAUCACUGUUGUGAGAUGUUUUUCAUGAUCUGCUAAACCCUACUGAAAUUGAUCAACUUUGUUUGCUGUUUCAUCAGUUAAAGCUGGGCCCAGUAACUUUCCAGCAAGAGCAAACUGUUUGAUUUUUGUACCAUUUUAAAGAGGUAAAAUUGAUUUUUGAAGUGGGGCUGUAUGGGGUGUUUAUCCAUAGUCAGUGUUUUACCUACACUAGAUAACAGUCAGCACAUUCCCAGUUCGGAGAAACAGACAGGAGUAUCACUAUGGAAGCUAAAGCUCUGUUUCCACUGAGCAGUUAGGUAUGGUUCAAUCCAGUUCAGUACACAUUUUUUCCAUUUCCACUGUGAAAAGUUGUGGAUGGUACCAAUGAAACUGUUCCUAACCAUCCCCAUUUUUGGUCCCCCAUCUGUUGGGGUACCUAGAACACAGAUCUAAUACUUAGAGGUGGAGCUAUAAACACUGCAGUCCGCUGAUUGGUCAAUAAAGGAUGGUCACUCCGCUCAGGGCUGAGUUGUGGCUGGUUUUGAGGCUUAUGUAACCACUGUUCAUACUGUGGCAAGUCAUACAUAUAUUAAUAAACUAUAACUAUGAAAUGAAAGGAUGUCUUGCUGCCUCUAGCAGCAGGUGUAGUCUGAGGAAAAAAUAACCUCAUUUAGUGGGCCAACUGCCGGCAACUUUUAAGAUGGAAGGUUUAUUUGUAAUGUUAUUGAAUGCAUGAGUUGAGGAUGUGAAUUAUCUCUUGGAUGACAUACACUUUUAAUAAUGAGUGGGUCUUCAAGAGUUUAAAAAUAUAUAUUAAUUUCGCUGGAUUAUGUAAACUGUCUGUGCCACCAGAGAAGAGGAAAUACAGCGAGCACUGGACGGAGCAGUGAGUGACAACAAUGCCGCCCACAUUUAGGAGUACAGUUUGCAGUGGAAACACUAAACGGAUCUAGGGUCCAGGUACCAUGCCUGAAAGGUUACUUUUGGUUCAAAAGGUACUAUACCGAAAGUGUUUGGUGGAAACGGGGCUUAAUAGUGUCUUCUCUGGAUAGGGGUUAGCAGUAAAUGAUACUUUGGCCACUUAAAAAACGUCAGACUGGCACUUGCUGCAGAGCACUGUUGUACCCAACCAUCAGGUAAAAUUACACUUAACUACUAAUAAAUAAAUAAAACCACUCUCCAAACAACCAGUUAAGUGUGAAGCUCUAGCAUCGUCUAAUGCAGAAAGAUCCUGAGGUUAUGUUGUAACCAAGUCCCACUCAUGGCAGCAGUAGCUCUCUGGGUCCGUGAGCAUGCAUUUAUGGUUUACAUGGUUAGCUUCUGCUCUUUCUGGGCCUCCAGUUUCCACAUACGUUUCCUUUCUGUUUUUUGGCCUGUUGGAUCUCCCUCCGUAAAAGUUCUUCUUCUCUUUUCUCUGGCUAACAAACUGCUGAAAAUCAGACCCAAUCAGCUCACCUGCAGCGUAAUACAGUGUAGGCUAAUGUGUACAGAUACUGAGGUGCUGUGGUUGAGAAAAUGUCGUGGAAAAGACAGGGCUGUCUGAUGGCAAGGUAAAGUAGUGAACAAAUACUUAAUAUUACAGUCCAAUUAAACUGAUAUUGAUUUUUCAGAUAGGCUUUUUUUAUUAUUAUUAUUUCAAGUGGCUAAAGGACCGUUUGCUCCUAACCCAUAUCCACAGCAGUACAACUUCCAUGGUGGGACUCCUAUCUGCUUCUCCAAACUGGGAGUGUGCAAACUGCCAUCGACUAUCAGUGAUACACCGACUGUGAAUAAGUACCUUGUACAGCUCGACUUAAAAAGAUCCAGACUAUCACCGUAGAGGCCUCAGUUUCCUAGAAAUUGUGUAUCUUCAGUAAACUCAGUAAACUGACUUUUUUUUCUUCCUGCCUACAAGAGAAGGGAAAAAAAGCAGCAGGGUUCAGCCAUCGUCAAGCUCAUUUUGGAGUGAGCAGUUGUUACUGCCUGAAGGCACUCUGUAUCAGGGUCUGACAGAUAGAGGUUGACAUAGAGCUAAACCGAUAUAUCUGCUGUUGUUAGCUUAUCAUUGAUAUAUCAGUAUCAGCACAAAUGUCAGCCAGUUAGUGAGAAGAAAUGUAAGUUAAAAAAUGCCAAAGAAUAUUAAAAGAUCAUUUCGAGACAGUGUUGUUGUUACACAAUCUGUCCACCAGAGAGCACUGGCAAGUCGGUUUUUCAACUGUAAAAUCUCGCUCAGCACAUUUCUUUGUCACAAAUUUUAAUUUAAAAAGGAUCCUUAUCUUACAUAUUAAUCUGUUAUGUGUUUAUGGUUAAAGAAAUGGCUUAUGUAUUAUAUUUAACUCUUAGAGUCCCAGAAAACGUGGCUUCAAUUGUAAGAAAGUAUUUCUCUUUAAAUAUUCAUAUAAAGCAGCAAAAAAACCCAAACAUGUUUAUCCACUUAAUAACCAUUUAAACACUGGUAAAUAAAUGAAUAAAUAGUGAGGCAUGACAACUAACUGACAAAAUAUGAGCCUUUAAAUAUUCACAUGUAUUGGCUUUAAAAAUCAGUUUCAGUCAGGCUCUAAUUUGUAUUUAAGUUUUGGUUUGUCACCUGAAGUUAGUAUGGAGGACAAAUCUCAACUUUUUAUGCCUCUGCGCCAACGAUAGCCAUAGCCAGAGGCAUUAUGUUUUUGGGUUGCCUGAUGGCACGUCUGUCUAUACAUCCGUCCGUCCCUUCCUUGUGAACAUGAUAUCUCAAGAACCCCUCGAGGCAAUUUCUUCAAAUAUGGCACAAAUGUCCACUUGGACUCAAGGUUGAACUAAUUAGAUUUUGGUGGUCACGGAUCAAAGGUCAAGAUCACUGUGACCCUGUUUGUCUCAUUUUUGUGAGCGCGAUAUUUGGACAACGCUGAAAUUUUUAAAAAAAAAUUGGCACAAACAUUUAAUGUUCACUUGAACUCAACUAUUAGAUUUUGAUUGUCAAAGGUCAAGAUCAUUGUGACCUUGAUCCCAUCUCAUUCUCAUGAACAGGAUAUGUCCAGAACACCUUCAGGGAAUUUCCUCAAAUUUGACACAAACAUCCACUUGGACUGAAGAAUUAACUGAUAAGAAUUUGGUGGUCAAAGGUAAAGCUGUGACCUCACAAAACAUGUUUUUGGCCACUCAAGAAUUCUUAGCUAAUUAUGAGAAAACAUCACACAUUUUUAUAAUAGGUUUAAAUGAUGAAGUGAUGACAUUUUAUAUCCAAAAGGUCAAAGGUCAACUUCACUGUAACAUCAUAAUGUUCUGCAUGAAACACUUUUCUGGCCAUUAUUCAGUGUCAUAUCCCAGGAACAGAAGGGGAUACAUUUGGUCAGAUACUGAAUUGGUGACACUUAUCUUGGCUGUUGCUUGUUCAGUAAUUGUAGUUGAAUUAGGCCUACAAACCUUUACUUUUACAGAAACAGUGCAUCUUAGUGCAGUUUCAAAUGUUCUGCAGUCCCCAGGUAAAAGAAGCUGGGUGUGUAAGUGACCAGGGGCCUCAUGUUCAAAGGGUGCGUACGCACUUUUCCACGGCAAAGUUCAGAUGUAUCAAAUGUAAUGACUGUGGAAAUGUGCGGUGCUUCAGGCCAACUUCAUGGCUGGCGUACGCACGUUUCUACAGCUGUUGAGCCUUUGGCGACACUUAGAGGUGAUGCUGGUUAUAAUAUAUAAUUGAAAACAAGUCCUGAGAGUGAUGUGCACAUCAGAGACACAUGAACAAUUAACACACCCACGUGUCUGCAAGUAGAUGAGUGGAUAUAAAAGCAUGCGCAAAAUGGUGCAGAAAAUACCGUUAACAACAAUGGCUGCGUUAACAGUAUUAAGACAUUGUAAAUGGUGCAAUAUGAAGACAGCGUGUGUUCAGAGCCAGAGAGGAUUUACUGGCACAUGAUGACAAUUGGCUCAUCAGCCGCUUUAGGUUCCCGAGGACAAUCCUCCUGGAACUGUGUGCAGCUCUGCGGCCAGCCUUGGAGCGCGACACGGCGAGGAGCCAUGCGCUGCCUGUAUCCAUACAGGUGCUGACGGACGGAAUUAUCUGCAUCCGUCAGCCAGGUAUAUCAAAUUCCCAUACAAUGCAGCUGAACAGGCCAACAUUAAAUCGCAAUUGCAGCCAGAGCCGGUUUUCCUAAUGUAAUCGGAGCUAUCGGCUGCGCACACAUUAAAAAAGCGCCAUGAUGAAGCAUUUUCAUUUGAUGAAUAUACAGAUCAUAUGUGAUGCGCAAAUGCAAUUAACCAACAUUGUGGCGAGGUGGCCUGGCACACUUUGGCGGUGGGCAGCCGUCCUCCGCUUCACGUCCACCACUUCUUUUUUAAUUCUGCGUGUUUACGCUUUUCUGACCCCACAGCACUGACAGCCUCACACACACUCUCCCACUCACUCCUCUUGUGUUUAGUAUUGAUGCCGGAGGACAGUGUGCGAAAAAGUACAUUUUUGCGCGCCUCCACUUAAGUGAAUAGUGUCUCCAAUUCGCAUUCUGUUUUUCUUUCUUCCCGUCUAACUCAUUCUUUAGUUUUAGUUUUCUGAUAGUGCAGAGAGGGGAAUCUCAGGUGCAUGGUUCAUUUAAAUAUGAUUUGCAUAUUUAAAUGUGGGCAUGGACAGGGAGGGGACGGGUACUCCAACAUGUGCGCUCAAUUCCAUGUUGAUUGGGAUGUACAAAGGAAAUGUGCUCGGAUUCAUGUGUAUGCACAGAUUCAUACAUCUGGAUGUUUUUGUGCGUACAGCAUUUUCUGGAUUUAAGCGUACGCCAUGUUUCAGUAGGAAAUCCACGCAAGUCUUUGUACAUGAGACCCCUGGUGUAACUAGUUAUACUCAGAAAACAGUAGAAAAACCAAGCAGGGCUUCCAAGGGCAAAAUCAUAAAAAGAAAAAAUGAGGGAAGCCACUGUGAAGCAAAGAACACAUUCCUUUAAUGGCUCAAAUCUGCAGCAAACAGCAUUAGGCAGGCCAAAAAACACAGAGGCUUAAACAUGCUGUCCACUCUGCCACUCUGUAACGUGUUUCGAGUCAAAUUCUUCUUCAGGCAGCAAUGGUAAGCGUGUGCAGUCUUUUCAACUAUAUAGGAAGGGGGGAGGAUUCAAUUAGUAAUCACUUCAUUUUAGUCAGGUGUGGAUAGGGUGUGGUCUGCAACAUAGCUGAAUCAACUGAGAGGCCGUUGACACGUUGCCGGCUAUUUUCAUAAACGGACAUUUCACCGUCUCCGUUUUCAAAAAGAUCUUCGUUUACACUUACCCGUGUAUACAGACCCUUUCCAAAAAAUUAGAAUAUCAUGGAAAAGUUGCUUCAUUUCCAUAAUUCCAUUCAAAAAGUUAAACUUUCAUAGAUUAUAGAUUCAGGGCCCACAAUUUAACGGUUUCAAGUAUUUAUUUGUUUAUUUUUACAUAAUUUGGGCUUCCAGCUCAUAAAACCCACGGAAACAGGAAUUCAAAAAAUUAGAAUACUGUGAAGAAAUCACCAUUUACUUCUCAGUUUUUGCAGAAAAAAAGAAAGAAAUUAGGAUCACAUCAAAUCAAUCAAAAUAUGGUACUUUCAAAACGAUAUGUCAAUCUUCAAUACUUGGUUGGGAAUCCCUUUGCCUUAAUCACUGCUUCGAUGCGCCGUGGCAUUGAGGCAAUCAGCCUGUGGCAUCGCCUGGGAGUUAUGGAAGCCCAGAUUUCCUUGAUGCUUGCUGUCAGCCCUUCUUUGUUUUUGGGUCUGGUGUCCCUCAUUUUCCUCUUGAUAAUACCCCAUAGAUUCUCAAUGGGGUUUAGGUCUGGCGAGUUGGCUGGCCAGUUAAGCACUGUGAAGGCAUGGGCAUCAAACCAGGUUUUGGUGCUUCUGGCGGUAUGGGCAGGGGCCAGGUCCUGCUGGAAGAUGAAAUCUGCAUCUCCAUACAGAUCCUCAGCAGAAGGAAUCAUGAAGUCCUCUAAAACAUUCUGGUAGACUGUUGCGGUGACCUUGGAUUUAAGAAAGCAGAGUUUACCAACACCUGCACCGGACAUUGCACCCCAAAUCAUGACUGACUGUGGAUAUUUCACACUGGACCUCAACCUCAACAUCUGCCCCAUGGUUGACCAUGUCAUAUGCACACAGCUUCCCAGGUGAUCUGUUAUGCUGUGCUCAAACUAUGGUACUUGUACCACUGUAGGCACACGACCUCCCUCUGGUGGUACAUGGAGGAAUCUCCUGACUACUUUUCUAAAAAUUAAAUACAUUUUUUAAAACAUAUAUAAUAUUAUCAAAAUACCACAACAUUUGGAAUGAAAAUACUGACAUUUUGAGAUCCCUGAAAUUUAAUUGAAAAUACAGUUUUUCUUUAAUGUUUUAGUUUUGAUAUCUGCUUGCUAUGUAUCACUGUCAUGAACGUAGCUCAUACAUGAUUAGUGGUCAGCUGGGAUGGCCAGAUAGUAAGCAGAGGCUAAAUGAAUGGUGUUAAAAUCCCUGCAGUUGUGUCUCCAAACAGGUGCUACUUGGAAGAGAAGUUAGAAUAGAGAAUAUUUCAAGCAGCUGUUGAACCUGAAGUGGAUGACAGUCAGCUGAGCUUGAGUGCUGGUGGCUAGUAGCUAGGCAUCACUUUAAAAGUAGAGCUUUGUUCAUUUUUGUGGUCAUUGAAAAGGUACGGCCUCCUCUACAUUGUACAACUGUGGAAGUUUUAAUGUUCCGUUAUAGUCAUCAUUCAUACUUAGUCAUAUUUCAUCGAUGUGGUGCUUCAAACCAUGUACAAGUUAGACACAACAGCUGUAUUUAAAGGAUAACUCUGCUGAUAUUUUAUAUUACUCUUAUUGCCAACAAAUCCAAUGAAAAGACAUUGAGGGUUACUUGGUCUGUAAGGGUGUUUUGACCAAGUGGUAACCUCCGACAGAGUCCUGCAUGGGUCCCUUUUUGAAAAUCCGCACCCGCCCGUACCCAUAAAACUCAGUCCGAGAACCAACCUUUUACCAGUCAUUAUGUCUAAGUCAAAGCUGCACCCGUUAAUAAAAGUCCCAUGUCCUGACCCACACCCAUGAUUAAACACACACAGGCUACAAUCACUCACAUUAAAGGACAACUUAGGUAUUUUUCAACCUGGGCCCUAUUUCCCUGUGUGUGUGUGUGCAUAUGAUUCAUAGGUACAACUCGUUCUAAAAUUGGUUCAGUAUUGAGGGAGGCGGAUGCAGCCAACAGCCGCGAAAGGAGCUAAAACGGUAACGGGGGCAAAUGCGUCCCGUGUAAGUUUGCACAUUAAAAGUGCUUUUUUUCGCCACUGACCAGUUCAGAUCGCCAGUGCUAUGUCCUAUAUCCUUUAAGCUGGGUUCUCUAUUGUUGCAUUACAAAUCCAACAGAGGAAAAGUGUCUUUCACUGGCUGCGCUCAAUGCUGGGAUGGUGAAAACAUUCAAUCGAUGCCAGGUUAGGAAACAUUUAAGCAUGCUCCUUCCACCACCAUAAAACCUCAAAAGGAUCUUUCUUGGGUGUCUCAAUCUCGAAGUCAGCUGCCACCUCAUCCUUGGGCUACAGAGUUUCAUGACUGGAGUACUCCACGUCGGUGACAAAUGUGACGACAGGGUCAAAGGUUCAACUCGUAUCAUUGACUUUCAAAAUCAAAGAAAUUGCAGCUUGAUAAUAGUGAUUUAGAUGUUAAAAUAUCCCACAUAUACUGCACAUCUUUUUGAUUUAUUUUAUUUUGAAAAAUAAAAAAUAUAUUUUUGUUCUCACCUACUGCCCGCCCACGUGGAGUUCAUUUUUAACCUGUGUCGUACCCAUCAACUAAUAUAAAUACACAUAUUUUCACCUGUUACACAGCUUUUUGUGGGUUACCCGACCUGGUACAGGACUCUGACCUCUGGGGCUGAAAAUUGAAGCCAAAACGAAAUUAAACCAAAAUGAAGAGCCAAAAACUGCAGUUCCCUGAAUGGCCACUUGAGGUUGGUGCCAGAAGCCAGUAAGUCAUCAUA